Molecule: messenger RNA, 1087 nt
Organism: Suillus fuscotomentosus
Lineage: Eukaryota; Fungi; Basidiomycota; Agaricomycetes; Boletales; Suillaceae
Exons: 6
Coding region: 10-984 (324 amino acids)
Source: RefSeq, a predicted model, not a curated record
CAAUAUAAAAUGCCUCAAAUUCUGAUUUUCUUUUCAAAACAUACGCAUAUCAGGCCACGCAUUACCAUUGUCGAACAGAUGGGAUCUUAUGCAAGUCGACCAGAAGAGCCCAAUCUAUCCCUCGAGGAGAUGGAAGUGCGCCAGGACGCAGAGGCAGCUGCUGCGUAUUCCCAGAAGAAUGCUGAGGCUGCCAGAGAGGAAAUAGCCGAGCUCAACAGGUUGAAUCAAAAAUUACAGGAAGAGGCCGAGGCAGCUUUUCAAGCUGCGGCGGCCACAAAGGAUCAGGUCCGAAAGGAAAUAGAAGCAAUGGCCAAAGCCGAACGUGCUGCCAAUGAAGCUCGCUUACGGGCGGAAGCUGCUGCUCGUACUGCCAGUGAAGAAACAAAACAGAGAGCAGUUGAAGCAGAGGAGGAGCUUAAGCGAACAGCCGCUGUCCAAGAACAAGCCAAACGAGAUGUCCAGGCUGCCCAGGAGCAGGCAAAGAGACUGCAGGAGGCUGUUGAUGAGGAGAGGAGGAGGGCAACUGUCGUCCAGGAGGCGGCCAACGUGUCUAAGAAAAUGGCAGAAGAGCAAGUAAAGGCGGCCAAUGCUGCUAAGGAGGAGGUUAUCACCGAGCUCCGCAGGUUGAAUCAAGAAUUACAGGAAAAGGUUAUGGCAGCUCGGCUGGCCGCUUUGCAAGCUGCGGCAGCCUCGCAGGAGCAGGCCCAUAAGGAGAUCAUGGCGAUGGUCCAGGCCGAACGUGCCGCCAACACAGCUUGCUUACUGGCAGAAGCUGCUGCUCGUGCCGCUGUUGAAGAAGCCAAACAAAAAGCAGCGCAAGCAGAGGAAGAGCGUAAGCGAACUGCCGCCAUACAAGAACAAGCCAAACGAGAUGUCCAGGCUGCCCAGGAGCAGGCAAAGAGACUGCAGGAGGCUGUUGAUGAGGAGAGGAGGAGGGCAGCUUGUGGAGGAACGAUACACGCGGGAGGUUUUACGACACGCUAGAACAAAGAACAAAGUAUUCGUUUCGAAUCUGAGACGUUUCGACGAAAACAGCGUCCUCUUAUACGAUUGCCGACGUUGACACGUCGUCGACGUUCUCCGUUUG